AAGUAAAAGUUAAAUACCAGAGAGAAGCACAUUCUUUACGAUUCAACUUUUGUUUAUAAAGCUCUAUUUCAAGGUUUAAUUAGUUUAAAAAUUAUCAUUCUUUUAUAUAUGUAUUUUAAAAUCCGACAGUCUAUCAGAUUGCGCUUCGUACGUUUGGCAGCAUUUCGCGACGGUUUAAACUGGAAACUAAAAAAAUAGUUUUACCUUGAAUUCGAGGACACGUCACUGUAUUUCCGAGUGGAGUACACUACCAGGUUGAAGAAGGAAUCAGGCUUGGGAAAAUAUGGGCGGGUUUUUUUCCAGUCUCUUCUCCGGCCUCUUUGGCUCCAGAGAGAUGCGGAUCUUGAUCCUGGGACUGGACGGCGCCGGGAAGACCACCAUUCUUUACAGGCUUCAGGUCGGAGAAGUCGUCACCACCAUUCCUACUAUUGGUUUCAACGUGGAGACUGUGACAUACAAGAAUCUGAAAUUUCAAGUGUGGGAUCUCGGGGGUCAGACCAGUAUCAGGCCAUACUGGCGGUGUUAUUACUCCAACACGGAUGCAGUGAUCUACGUGGUGGACAGCAGUGACCGGGAUAGGAUGGGAAUUUCCAAGUCAGAGUUGGUGGCAAUGUUGGAGGAAGAGGAACUGAAGAAGGCAAUCCUGGUAGUGUUUGCUAACAAGCAAGACAUGGAACAGGCGAUGACACCUACAGAGGUGGCAAACUCCUUAGGCCUCCCGGCACUCAAGGACAGGAAGUGGCAGAUCUUCAAAACGUCGGCAACCAAGGGUACAGGACUGGAUGAGGCCAUGGAGUGGCUUGUGGAAUCGCUGAAGAGCAGACAGUGAUGUCAGCAGUGACCUGUUACUCGUCCCCCCUGCCCCCACACCCUGUGUAAAUACUCCUCAGUUACACCCAGCACUCUAUUCCAACCCAGGGAAGAAGUUGCAGCUCCUGCUGCAGCGGAAGGACAUUACACUAGCAAGGUGUUGGGAGUUGCACACAGUCUCCAGGUUAAACAGCUGUCCUGACACUCCGUGUGCUAGUCUUUUGUAUGGGUACCCAUUCCUUUUUAAUUCCCAUGUGCAAGAUUUAUUGAGUUGUGUGGUCAGAUUUCAUUCUUUGCACUGAGAUUUUCGGACUGCUGUUUUGCUAUGUUUUAGUUGACACUAACUCUUUUGGUUUUCCACACCUUUUCUGCAUAUUUAUUUAUCGGCUUAAACGUGGAGCGGACUCGUAAAUUUACAUGAAUUCACACUGAAUAAAUCAAAAGGGUUAUUCAGUUUCAAAACACGGCCUGUUUUAUUGUUCAGUAUUCAUUCCUGGACUCAGGUGUGUGUUGUGUCGUGUCCACCAGGAGAUUUCCAAGCUUGACAUUUGUCCAAUUUUAGUACAUAGCACUCAGUGCAGUUAAUCUUACAUUACACCUUCACAACUCAUUGACAAUUGUACAGAGCAAUCAUCUUUAAUAAAAAAGAAUACAAUAGCAA
Molecule: messenger RNA, 1471 nt
Organism: Paramormyrops kingsleyae
Lineage: Eukaryota; Metazoa; Chordata; Actinopteri; Osteoglossiformes; Mormyridae
Gene: arl1
Product: ADP-ribosylation factor-like 1
Molecular function (GO): GTP binding; GTPase activity
Source: RefSeq, a predicted model, not a curated record